This is a messenger RNA of Mytilus trossulus (common blue mussel), 3741 nucleotides long. RefSeq names its product inactive serine/threonine-protein kinase 19-like. NCBI's taxonomy places the organism in Eukaryota, Metazoa, Mollusca, Bivalvia, Mytilida, Mytilidae. The transcript has 8 exons. The coding region runs from base 70 to 852 and encodes 260 amino acids. Gene Ontology annotation, biological process: protein phosphorylation; positive regulation of Ras protein signal transduction. Gene Ontology annotation, molecular function: protein serine/threonine kinase activity. The record is from RefSeq and is a predicted model, not a curated record.
ACAUUACAACCAAAAGAAAAAAAUGUCAGCUCCCAUGUAGAUUUCCUCCAGAUUUAUUCACAGCACAAGAUGAGUAGAAAAAGGACACUGAUGCCUGAAUUCUACAAAAAGAAGAAAGUAUGUACAGAAUCUCGUAACAAAGUACUUAUAACUGAUGCUGAAAGGGAAGAAGUAUCCAGAGUGCCAACUGACACAGAAGUGUAUUUACUGUACUUUAAAAACUUAUUUCCAUUAGAUAAAUUUGAACACCGACUUCCACCAAUGGUAUUGAAACAUCAGUUAUACAGUUUAAACAAAAACAGAACUGUUGUGGAUAAAGAGCUGAAUGAUCUGAAAAAUAAAGGUGUGAUAAAGAUAUUUAAGAUAGGAUCUGAGUUUGAUGAAUAUGCAGUGGUGUUUACAGAAGAUUACAGAUGUCAUGUGACCAGAGUAAUGGCUGAAGUCUCUGUGCCAAAAAGUAUAGCAGAUAAAUUUGUGAACACUAUUGUGAAGAGAUGUAAUGAUGUAUAUGUAAAUAAAGAUACACUAAUAAAAGAAUAUAACUUUAAAGAUGAUGACAUUACGCAACUUCUGAAAGCCACAGUAUUAACAAACAGAACAGUUGGCAGUUGGUGGUUAGCUGUACCCAAUACUGGAAUGUUUAUGAAAAGUUUACUGCGUGGGAGGAAAGCCAUAUUAACCAUGAUUAAAAAAAGCAAAUACAAAGAAAUACUCAAAAACGAUUUAGAACAAAGAAAACUACCAAAAAUGUGUCGUCUAGGAUUAACAUAUCAUCUACAAGAUAUUAUUGGUGCUGAUCUGAUACUCAGUAUACAAACCACCUCAGGACAGCUACUACGAUUGAAAGAUUGAUGAUAACUAGGAUUAGAAUGUGAUAAUUGAAGACUGGGAUGUUAUACUACUGUGUGUUUGUAUUGUUCUUUGUAAAACACAUGUAUUUAUUAGGUUAAAUGUGAUAGGGAAUUAUUUAUGAGUGCAGUAUUUGUUAAACUUGCAUGGUACCUGUUAAAACAUGACCAUGCCAAAAAAAAACUUUGUCGGGGUAGGAAUUCUAAUAAAUUAUGAAUUCUUACUUAUUAUUUUGUUUUACAGUUUUUUUUAUUUCAAACACAAGGUGUUGCAUUGGUAAAAGUAUGCUUGAGUUUUACAAAUAAAAUCAACAAGUCUUUAUUUUUCUUGGGGCUAUUACUUGAAAUCUGAAACAUAGAACUUGCCAAUGGAAUUAUAUUUAAAAUAGAACAGAGAUAUCAGUGGCAAUUCUGAUAUUGUCAAGGAAUGUCUUUAUACCAAACAAAGUAACAAAAAGCAUUGUAAAAUGUAAGUAACAUUGUAAAUUAUAAUUGUCUAGAAAUAUUUAAAAUUCAUUGCUAAAAGUUUUAUGAGGUAGCUAACAGUAUUUAUAUAUGUGAAAAAAAAUGUUAUUUAAAAUAAUGAUAUAUGCGAUAGUUUAUUUUGUGUUAUACCAACAUUAUUUAUAUAUGAUAGUAUAUCAGCUGUUUAUUUGAAUUAAUUUAUUAUAAUAUAUGAAUCAUAGAUAAUGUGUUAUCACUACAUGUUUCCAGUUAUUUAAAAUAACCAUAAGGUUUUCUAGGUCUCUGUAAAGGAACAGCAAUAUGAUUGCAUGUUAUUCCCCAAAGCAAUUGGUCGAAUUCUAAGUUAUAACCAGGCAACACUUUUGCAUCAUAUUGAGUGGUAUGAAGUUUAAGAAAGAAACUUGGAAUAAAGGUACAUUUUGUACUUGGCUGUACACUCAUCAGUCACUGUCUUUGAAGCAAACAUAAAAAUGACUGACAACACCUGAGGGAGAGAACAGUAUAUAUUUGUUGCCAGAAUCAAACCGCCUGCUGUUGCUUAAAAGUUUAACGUGGAAUAUUUUUGAGAACCAGGGUGCCUCUAAGUUGUGUUAUAUAUAGAAUGUACAAAUGCAUGAAUUAUUUAUUCAAACAAUUAAAAAAUUGUAGUACAAAUGAUCUGUGUGAUAUUCAGCUCAAAUAUCCACAAUAAGUUUAACUUAUAAACGAGUUUGUAUGAAAGCAUGUUUAAAUGUAAAUAAGAUGGAAUAUUUCAAAUGUGAUAUUGACUUUUUAGCAAAAUAUAAAAUGUUUCUAUCAUUGAAUCUGUAAGAAAUAGCAGAAAUUGUACACACAUUUUUUUUUAAUUUUAUUUAUGUAACCUAAGUUAACAUUGUAAUAGUUGUUCUGGUAUCUCAUCCCCAAAAUAUUCUACCACAGGUUACGUUCUUUUGAAAGAAGAACAUCUUAUUUCCAGCAUUUAUCAGCUUUUUUAUGUUCUCCUUUGAAACAAGUUUACUAAUUAAAGAAAAACUUAGCAGGAAUUAUGGCAUAAUAUAUAAUGAUAUCUUUUUGGUUGGGUUCAUUUUUCUUAUUCCUUAAUUUUCUCUGGCAGGUUUUGUGGACAUUUUGUUUAUUCUUUUAUCCAUUUUGCCAAUUGCUAAGGUGUUGCCUAUCUUUCUUGAAAGUUGCAAUAUUUAACUGCCGACUGGUAUUUUUUAUUAGUUAUUUCUUCAUUUGCACAGUCAUUUUAGACAUGCUUGAUCAUUAAGUAUGUUAAUUAGAACCCUGUACUUUAGACCUGUUGGUGACCUUCUGCUGUUGUGUUUUUUUUAUUUUGGUCGGGUUGUUGUCUCUUUGACACAUUCCCCAUUUCCAUUCUCAAUUUUAUUUCAAUUAUCAAAUAUAAUUUUCAUAAUACUUCAAGACAUAUUUCCUCCUUGAACUGAUCUGUUACAGUGAUGCAGAUUAUUUAAGUAUUAAAUCAAAGAAUUCACUUUGUUUGAUAGUUUUCAGGACUGUUAUGAAUAUUUUUGUUUACCCCUAGCACAAUAGGACUAUCAGUUCACGCCAAAACUCAUUGAGUUGUGCAUAUGUGAGGUAUAGGUAUUUAUUUUAAGAACUAACAUGUAUGUGAUUCAUACAUAUAUGUGGAAUGGUGUGUUGCAAUCUACAUUGUACCUGUUUGUUAUUGAUAGAUGCAUAUAAAUUAUUAUAUUGUAUUAAUGAAAUGAUUUGUGAUUUAUUAAUGGAGAUAUUUUUUAUGAUCAGAAUUUUGGUUUCUAGUAGCAUGAAACAUAUUUGUAAUAAAUUAAAUGAUUUGAUAUGAUUAGUGAUAAACAAAACUGUGUAUAUCAAAGUUAUUUAUAAUCCCAGAUUCAGGGGUGAUUUAUAUAACUAUUAUUAUGAUGUAGGAAUUGUUGCUUACGGGUUACUGCCAGGUACUUUAUACUUUAGACCUCCCUCAGUGUUCUAAUAUUUCAGAGGGUUGCAUUUUUAUAAACAUUUUAGAGAACAUAUUUUUGAAAGAUUUCUAGAUUAUGUAAGGUUUUCAGUAUAAUUUAAUUAUAGAAGGAUUGAAAUGAAUACAUUUUGUUUUGUAUUACAUUUAAAAGAACCUACAAUUGUAAAAUUUGCUGCUUGUUUGUCUGAACAUAUUGUAGAAAGAAGAAAAAAUUACAAACACUACAAAAAUAAUGGAAAUCCUUUGUUACAAGUUUCUUUUGCAUAAAGUUAACUGGAAUUAAAUUCACAAGUUUAAAGAUUGUUUAUUUAUUUUAACUUAUUUAAAGAGUUCUAUGUUGAAUUUCAGAAUUACUUGGUGUAUGAGUAUUUGUUAGUAAAAAUCAUUUACAAUGUAAAAGAGAAUAAUACAUUUUUUACUUUGUUAUGUACAAUGUUUUAGUGCCUUUUAAUAACAUUAUUGGUAAUAAAAUCUUGUUUGCUAUGA